CCGGCGAUUGGCCGGCUCUCGGCAGCCAAUGGGCGCGAGCGUUGCUGCGCGGUGCGAGGCACGAGGGGCGCGGGGGGCACGGGAGCGGCCGGGGCUGAGGCGCCGCCGCCGCCGCCAUGAGCUCCAUCGGCACCGGGUAUGACCUGUCGGCUUCCACAUUUUCUCCAGAUGGCAGAGUGUUUCAGGUUGAAUAUGCUAUGAAAGCUGUGGAGAAUAGUAGUACAGCAAUUGGGAUCAGAUGCAAAGACGGUGUUGUCUUCGGAGUAGAAAAACUAGUUCUGUCCAAGCUUUAUGAGGAGGGUUCCAAUAAACGCCUCUUCAAUGUAGAUCGACAUGUUGGAAUGGCGGUAGCGGGGCUCCUGGCAGAUGCUCGUUCUUUGGCAGACAUAGCCAGAGAAGAGGCUUCUAACUUCAGGUCAAACUAUGGCUAUGAUAUUCCUCUGAAGCACCUCGCAGACAGAGUGGCGAUGUAUGUGCACGCAUACACGCUGUACAGUGCCGUCAGACCUUUUGGCUGCAGUUUCAUGUUGGGCUCCUAUGAUGAGGACGAUGGGGCACAGCUGUACAUGAUUGAUCCAUCAGGAGUUUCAUACGGUUACUGGGGGUGUGCCAUCGGCAAAGCCAGACAGGCUGCAAAGACAGAAAUAGAAAAACUCCAGAUGAAAGAAAUGACCUGCCGUGAUGUUGUUAAAGAGGUUGCGAAAAUAAUCUACAUAGUUCAUGACGAAGUAAAGGAUAAAGCUUUUGAGCUGGAACUCAGCUGGGUUGGAGAAAUAACCAACGGAAAACAUGAAAUUGUUCCCAAAGACAUCAGGGAAGAAGCAGAAAAAUAUGCCAAGGAAUCUUUGAAAGAGGAGGAUGAAUCAGACGAUGACAAUAUGUAACAUAUUGUUACUUCAAGACAAGUUCAACUUUUCUUACCUUACAGCUUUUAUUUCAAAAGAGAAUAGGCCAGCGUCAUCAAGAAGUAACUUUGUCAAAACAGACAUUAAGAGGGAAAGAGAUUACCAGGCUGGUGUUGCUUCCUUUUACUCCAGCACUCUACUAGAGCCAGGCUUGGUACAGAAAACCAUCUGCUUGAAAAUGUGACAAGUCUCUUGUUUAUACAGCAUAGUUUAAUAUUAAAAU
This is a messenger RNA of Cuculus canorus (common cuckoo), 1128 nucleotides long. RefSeq names its product proteasome 20S subunit alpha 3 (gene PSMA3). Gene Ontology annotation, biological process: ubiquitin-dependent protein catabolic process. NCBI's taxonomy places the organism in Eukaryota, Metazoa, Chordata, Aves, Cuculiformes, Cuculidae. The record is from RefSeq and is a predicted model, not a curated record. The transcript is spliced from 12 exons. The coding region runs from base 117 to 884 and encodes 255 amino acids. Gene Ontology annotation, cellular component: proteasome core complex; proteasome core complex, alpha-subunit complex; nucleus.